This is a messenger RNA of Peromyscus maniculatus bairdii (prairie deer mouse), 1954 nucleotides long. It is a transcript of the gene Drc9, whose product is annotated as dynein regulatory complex subunit 9. Gene Ontology annotation, cellular component: sperm flagellum; cytoplasm. NCBI's taxonomy places the organism in Eukaryota, Metazoa, Chordata, Mammalia, Rodentia, Cricetidae. Gene Ontology annotation, biological process: sperm axoneme assembly; cilium organization. The record is from RefSeq and is a predicted model, not a curated record. Gene Ontology annotation, molecular function: protein binding.
CGCGACUCAAGCCGAGCCACGCUCAGGGACUUUUACUUUCUUCUCCCGUCCUUUCAUCUCUGCAAGCGGUAACACGUCUCGCCUCGAAACAAACAUGCUAACAAACAAAAAGGCAAAGUUGUAGUCUACUAAGAAAAAGGCAAAGGUCCUACGGGGAGAGAAAAGGGACGCCUGCGCGUUGCCAUAGCUACGCCUUAGUUUGGGUCCCGCUGCCUGCCGGGCUGGUAGAAAGCCUACAUGGAGGAGCAAGCUGGGCAUGUUGGCUCUUGUGUCUGUAAUCCCUGCACUUGGAAGGCUGAAGUAUGAAGAUCAGUUUAUGUUUCAGGCCAGUCAGAGGUUACUGCAUUCUUGUGAAAUUAUAGAUCUACCCCAGAGGGCAAGAGAACUGUCACAGGAAGAAUGGAAGGGGACCAGUUGGAAGCCUUGGACUUCCCUUCAGAAGCUUUGCACCCUGAGGUGACCGUGGUAGUGACAGGAGAACCCCCUGGCGCUAUAGAAGAAGAAUCAGAAAAUGAAGAGGAGGAAGAGACCCCCGCAGAAGUCAUAGAUUUACUGUCCCUGCUGGACGUGCUGAGGGUCUCCGCGGUUAUGGAGGACAUCAUCGACCAGCUCUCUAUCCUAGGCUACAUCAUCCCAGUUCAGUACGAAAGGAAGCAGAGCGUCAGCCAGAAAUCCAGCCACGAAGGAACAUCUGUGGUCUCAAGUGCAAGGAAAACAUCUCUUACUAAAGAAAGAUCCGCAGUCCCAGAAACCAAACAACGAGGCCUGGAUUCUGUCCUUAAAAAACCUACCAGACAGACCAUGAUGACUCUGGAGACACUGAAGAAGAUUCAGAACGACAGGCAAUAUUUCAGUGACGUGAUUGCCAACGCCAUGAGCGAGAUGCAGGAUUCGGGCUCUUUCAAGAGUCUCCUGGAAGCCUUGGGCACAGAGAGAGAUAAAAAGAUGAACUUCCACGAAGCCAUCACAAGGGAGGAAAAAGGAAGAAGAGAGAUAAAAUCUCUUCAGAAACAGUUAAUUGAUGUCAAAAGGGAACGUCAAAUGCAAGUCCAGAAUGGAAACGAAUACAUUGCUCACCUCAAGGACCAGUUACAAGAGAUGAAGGCCAAAACCAACUUGGAGAAUCUUUAUAUGAAAAGAAAUACUGAGCUGCAGAUUUCCCAGACCCAGAAGAAAUGUAACAGAGCAGAGGAACUCUUACUGGAGGAGAUUGAGAAGCUGAGGAUGAAAACUGAAGAAGAGAACCGAGUUCACAUGGACAUCGAAAUGUUCCUUAAAAAAGAGCAGCAGAAACUUGAGGAGAAGCUAGAGUUCUGGAUGGAGAAAUUUGAUAAAGAUACAGAAGCAAAACAGAAUGAGUUAAAUGCUCUCAAGGCUGCCAAGGCCACCGACCUAUCACACCUUCAGGACCUUGCCAAGACGAUCCGGGAGUAUGAGCAGGUCAUCAUUGAGGACCGGAUGGAAAAGGAGAAGACCAGGAAGAAGAUGGAGCAGGAUGACCUGGAGCUGAAGAGCAUCGUGAAGCUCCAGGCCUGGUGGCGAGGUACAGUGGUCCGGAAGGAAAUUGGAGGUUUCAAAAUGCCCAAGAAAGAGAAAGAUGACGGCAAAGAUUCCAAAGGCAAGGAGAAGGAUAAACGGAGAGGCAAGAAGUGAAGAGUGACAAAUGCCUGUUGUCCUUUUGUCUGGUCUCGAGACAUCAGUGAUGAAGACCUUCACCCAGGACGCCUAGGGAGGUCACCAGGCCUGUUACCCUCUUAAUCAAACCCCGAAUGGGGGCUAUACCAUGGCUGUAGGGCUUCUUCAGACUGUGGACUUGGGGGAAGACACGUUGAGUAGCUUUGUGAACAUUCUCAUCAGAAAACAGUUCAUCAGCUUACAGUGAUGUACUACAAACGUGUAAUAUUUGAUUCUGAUUUAAUGCCCUAUGAUUAAAGUGAAAACUGUUAUAAACAAA